Molecule: messenger RNA, 834 nt
Organism: Rhipicephalus sanguineus (brown dog tick)
Lineage: Eukaryota; Metazoa; Arthropoda; Arachnida; Ixodida; Ixodidae
Product: tether containing UBX domain for GLUT4
Molecular function (GO): protein binding
Source: RefSeq, a predicted model, not a curated record
AUGAGUUUGGGGACAGCUUCUAUGAAGUCACCAUAGAGGAUGCCAAGUACCUUCUGGCCGACUACAAGAGGCAGAGGGACGCUUUGGAGAACCGUCCCCUGGAGACACAGCAGCUGCGCGAGCAGCGGCAGGAGCGCCUCGCAAAGCACUACCCCGUCGUCCUGAUCAGGAUCUACUUUCCAGACCGGUACGUGCUUCAAGGAACAUUCCUGGCAGAGGAACGAGUGGCCGACGUGUCACAGUUUGUCAGAGGCUUCCUCCGGGACAACACCAUGGACUUCAAUCUGUAUACGUCUCCCCCAAAACAGAUCCUGGAUCAAAGUAAAACACUAAUAGAGGCUAAUUUGGUUCCUGCGUCAGUGGUCCACUUUGGCGGUGCGGUGAAGCCGGGGGUACCGCUCCUCCGCGACGACAUCCUGGGCAUGGUCUCGACUCCGGGCGGGGCCACAGCAGCAGCUACGCGGCUCAGGUCAGAUCUCAAAGUAGACGUGCGUAGCCAGACUACUGCCACAGUGCCACGGCCACGGUCGCCAGGCAACCGUUCGUCCAGUCCCAAGACUCCGCCAGUGUCGCCCACAAGGCCGUCCGCAAAGUCGCCCCCAAAGUCGCCACCGAAAUCGCCGAGGGCACAGAAGUCAGCAGCAAAAAGUGGCAACAGGCCCAAGUGGUUUAUCAUGGGGAAGAAAUAGAAACUCCACUUGUGUCGAGCAGUGCAUCUUCCUAGCGAAGAAAGGGUGCUGCUGAAAUUGAAGUGUUAACUUCUCGCAUGUUUUUGUACAACUGCGCGCGUGCAUGAGUUCUUGGUGCUUUAACAGAUAUGAAUGCUAGAAUGAU